UUCUUUAGGGUUUUGAGGUUCUCUCUCUAUACUAAGCUCACUCUUCUUAUUCUUCUUCUUCAAUAUUUUACUUUUCUGCACUCAACAAUGGCGGAACAGAACGCGCCAGAACUCUCCGAGGCCAACUCGGAGCAACAGAACGCGGUCACGGAGGACAUGGAGCUCGAAGCCACCGAACCCGUCCAGGAAUCGAACGACAACGGAGAAACGAACUCGAAGCGCGCCAGAGAGGAAGGCGACGGCUCCAGCGAGGAAAACGACGUCUCCAGUGAGGAAAACGAAGGCGUUUCGAAGAAGCAGAAGGUCGGAGACGAGAAGUCCGUUGAAGAAGAGCGAUUAGAGAAGAAACUGGCAGAUGAGGAAUCGGGUCGGGUCAGCUUGGGUCCGAAGAGCUUCGGGUCGUCGGUGGAGAUGUUCGAUUACUUUUACAAGUUUCUCCAUUACUGGCCUCCAAAUCUCAAUGUUAACAAGGUAAGGGCUUUUGGCUCUUUCACGACUCUCAAUUUUUGUUUGGUUGCUGAGAAAGUAAGGGUGGAGCCAGAUAAAAAGAUUGGUGGAGGGAUCCGUGCAUUUCAAGUUCGGUACCACCCAAUGUUUAAGAGUAGAUGCUUCUUCCUCAUCCGGAAUGACGAGUCGUAUGAUGAUUUUAGCUUUAGGAAGUGUGUGGAUCGCAUACUGCCCCUGCCAGAAGACAUGAAAGUGAAGUCCGAUGCCAAUAGGGCAUUAGGUGGUGGUGGUGGUAAUGGCAGGGGCCGCGGUGCAAGAGGUGGUGGCCGUGGCAGUUGGAGGGGAAGGAAAUCGAGGAACUGA
Messenger RNA from Morus notabilis, 810 nucleotides. RefSeq names its product protein EMBRYO DEFECTIVE 514. The transcript is spliced from 2 exons. The record is from RefSeq and is a predicted model, not a curated record. The coding region runs from base 88 to 810 and encodes 240 amino acids. Lineage: Eukaryota; Viridiplantae; Streptophyta; Magnoliopsida; Rosales; Moraceae. Gene Ontology annotation, cellular component: chloroplast. Gene Ontology annotation, biological process: chloroplast rRNA processing; chloroplast organization.